GCGAACCCCGCGCCGAGUUGGGUGCGGGCCCUUUCGCCUGGGUGGCCAAGGGAAAGGUGGUUUGGAUACUUGAGACAUGGGAGUGUUGGUGUUUGUCUGCAGCAACCUCAUCAGCCCCUAAACCUUGCAUUUUCCCUUCUGGCCUUGUAAGCUCUUCCAGGCCGCUUCCUGCGGUGGGGACACCUUCCUGGGCCCUGGACUUGGCCGACCAUGGGGAGCACCCUGGGCUGCCACCGCUCCAUCCCCAGGGACCCUUCCGACCUGUCCCAUAGCCGCAAGUUCAGCGCAGCCUGCAACUUCAGCAACAUCCUGGUGAACCAGGAGCGGCUCAACAUCAACACAGCAACAGAGGAGGAGCUGAUGACCCUGCCUGGGGUGACCCGGGCGGUGGCCCACAGCAUUGUGGAGUACAGAGAGUACAUCGGGGGCUUCAAGAAGGUAGAGGACCUGGCACUGGUCAGCGGCGUGGGUGCCACCAAGCUGGAGCAGGUCAAGUUUGAGAUCUGUGUGAGCAGUAAGGGCAGUUCUGCACAGCACUCUCCCAGCUCCCUGCGGCGGGACCUGCUGGCUGAGCAGCAGCCUCACCACCUGGUCACCUCCGUGCCCCUCACGCCCCGUGUCAACAUCAACACGGCCACCCCUGCCCAGCUCAUGAGUGUGCGAGGCCUCACGGAGAAGAUGGCCCUCAGCAUUGUGGAUUACCGCCGGGAGCACGGUCCCUUCCGCAGCAUAGAGGACCUGGUGAGGAUGGAUGGCAUCAACGCCACCUUUCUGGACAGGAUACGGCACCAGGUGUUUGCUGAGAGGUCCAGACCCCCAUCCACCCACACCAAUGGGGGCCUGACCUUCACCGUCAGGCCUCACCCCAGCCCCACCUCUCUGAGCCUGCAGAGCGAGGACUUGGACCUGCCACCGGGGGGACCCACCCAGAUCAUCUCCACGAGGCCCUCGGUGGAGGCCUUUGGUGGCACGAGGGAUGGGCAACCAGUGCUGAGGCUGGCCACCUGGAACUUGCAGGGCUGCUCCGUGGAGAAGGCCAACAAUCCUGGUGUGCGAGAGGUGGUUUGCAUGACGCUCUUAGAAAACAGCAUCAAGCUCCUAGCUGUGCAAGAGCUACUUGACAAAGAGGCCCUGGAAAAGUUCUGUGCGGAGCUGAACCAGCCGGUCCUGCCCAACAUCCGCAAGUGGAGGGGUCCCCGGGGAUGCUGGCGGUCUCUGGUCGCAGAGAAGCCCUCGAGUCAGCUCCAGAAGGGCGCUAGGUACUCGGGAUUCCUGUGGGACACAGCAGCUGGUGUGGAGCUGCGAGAUGCUGCCUGGCAGGAGAGCUCGCCCAGCAAUGGACACGGGAGGCCUCUGGCACCCAGCCCGCACCUCGCCAAGUUCAAGGUGGGAAGUAACGAAGUGACCCUCGUGAACCUUCACCUGGCCACCCUGAGCCUCCUAGCCACAGAGAACCCCAGCAGGAAUUCCAGUGAUGGCCACCGACUGGCGAGCUUGGCACAGACGCUGCAGGGAACCCUGAAAGGAGAAAAAGAUGUCAUCAUAUUAGGGGAUUUUGGGCAGGGGCCAGAUAGCAGUGACUACGAUAUCCUGAGGAGAGAGAAAUUCCACCACCUCAUCCCGGUGCACAUCUUCACCAACAUCAGCACCAAAAACCCCCAAGGCUCCAAGUCCCUGGACAACAUCUGGAUCAGCAAAAGCCUGAAGAAGAUGUUCACAGGUCACUGGGCCGUGGUGAGAGAAGGACUCACGAACCCGUGGAUCCCGGAUAACUGGUCCUGGGGUGGAGUGGCUUCCGAGCACUGCCCUGUGCUGGCCGAGUUUUACAUAGAGAGGGACUGGGGCAAGAAGGACGGGCCUCGAGACCGCAGCGAGGUCACCCUGGAGCGCAGCGAAGCCAACAUCAAGCAGGAGCGGUGAUAAGAGACAAGGGGAUUUCUCCCCUGGGACCUGGGAGGGCACAGCAGGGGGCGGGCCCUUCUCACCUCCUCCAGGGACAUCACCACCCCUGGGGGACAGUGACACUGGAGGAGCUCUUCAGAGUGGGCAUGGCGGUCACAUCGGAAGUCCGGGAGAAUGCGCCGCCCCAGGCUCAGCAGAAGGAGUCCGGUCCUCACCAGGCUGGUGGCAGCGUGGGGUGGGGGGCAGAUGGACGGCGCUGAGGCAGAGAGGAGGGAGGAGAGACAGCCUCCCGACCACCAGCUCCAGGCAUUUCCAGCUCACUGGCUGCAGAUAGAAGAAAGCUUUUAACUGAUUCUCAAGGAUUUUGACUGGUGAUUUUUAGUUUUGUUUUGAAAAAAAAAAAAAUAAACAGAUAAACCUGCCUGGCUGCAGUGAGCUUGAGACGCUUUCCUCGAGGCUGCGCAUGCGUGCCCGGGUCCUUGUUCCCACCUGCCCGUCCCAUCCCGGCUGCAGCCCCGCAGAGUCACCUGGCAUCUCUGCAAACCCUUCUGCCACCCCCUGUCCCCUGACUCCCUUGCUAGACUCUGUCUUUGCAGCAACAUUUCCGCUUCUGGGCACUUCCUGGAGCCCAAGAAUUCCAUCACAAGGACAUCUUGUCCUCCUGCUUGCCAUCAAAUUCCUCGCCCAGAGGCUCCCUGUGUUGCUCUGAAUGGUACACAGCUGUCCAUAGCCAUAGGAAUUUAUAGCUGCCUUCCACAUCCAUGGACUCAGCCAGCCUCAGAUAAAAAAAAAAAUCUUUUUUUAAAUUGCAUAUGUGCUAAACAUACGUGCUUUUUCCCCCUUGUUAUUAUCCCCUAAACAAUAUAGUAUAACCACUAUUUAUGAAGCAUUUACGCUGUACUAGGUGUCGUAAGUCAUCUAGAGAUUGUCUGACUUUAUGGGACGCUGGGCCUGCUUGUGGAUGCCCAUAGUCCCAGCUCCUCAGGAGGCUGAGGUGGGAGGAUUAUAUGAGUCCAGGAAUUCAAGACAAGCCUGGACAACACAGUGAGCCCUGUCCCAAAUAAAAACGCAUACGGCAGGAUGUAUACAUGUUACAGGCCAAUGCCAUGCCAUUUAAGGUAAGGGCUACGACUGCGUGGAUUUUCGUGUCUCCUGGGGGGCCCUGCAACCCUCUCUUUGUUGAGAAUGAAGGGUAGCUGUGUGCUGCUGACUCAGUGCACAGGAAACUCAGCCUGAGUGUUCAAGGAGGGAGGGUCCUGCUGUGUGGUUGGGCUUGGCCUUUCGCUUAGGCUCAUCGUGACACUGUCCCAUGAGACCAGGUUGAUAAAGCCCCCUUCACACCUCCUGAAGGUCCCUGAGCCAGUAAGGCAAUGGAUGGGAACUCUGGCGGUCAGGGUAGAGGGUCAGCUUGAUUGGCCUGGGGCCCGCUGGGGGGAUUGGUGGAGCACACUUCUGCGUGUGUCUGGGUGGGUCUGUGUCUGGUCCCUGGCCCUUUCCUCUGCUGCUGCUCCCUUGCUCUGCUUGCUGGCAGCCAUGAACUAGGCAGCUUCCCUCUUCCAGGCCCUUCCGCCAUGAUGUUCCUGCCUAGGAGCCAGCCGACCAUGGACUGAAUCCCCCAAACUGUAA
Molecule: messenger RNA, 3528 nt
Organism: Fukomys damarensis (Damara mole-rat)
Lineage: Eukaryota; Metazoa; Chordata; Mammalia; Rodentia; Bathyergidae
Gene: Eepd1
Product: endonuclease/exonuclease/phosphatase family domain containing 1
Exons: 8
Coding region: 211-1920 (569 amino acids)
Biological process (GO): DNA repair
Cellular component (GO): plasma membrane
Molecular function (GO): DNA binding; catalytic activity
Source: RefSeq, a predicted model, not a curated record